Conger conger (European conger) is the source of this 5735-nucleotide messenger RNA. RefSeq names its product fibronectin type III domain containing 1 (gene fndc1). The coding region runs from base 1 to 4347 and encodes 1448 amino acids. Lineage: Eukaryota; Metazoa; Chordata; Actinopteri; Anguilliformes; Congridae. The record is from RefSeq and is a predicted model, not a curated record. Gene Ontology annotation, molecular function: protein binding. The transcript is spliced from 24 exons.
AUGAGAGCGGAGAUUACGGAGUGGAGUGUACCGCGGAGUAACGGAAACAAGAAGGUAGCCCAGAGCUGUCUCCCACACCGCACCGGGAUGCUCACUUCCUGUCAAAAGAGGAAAUGGAACCGUGCCUUCUUACACUUCUGCGGCGUCGCGCCUCCCCCCCUGCGGCCGCAGAACGUGAAGCUGGCUCCGGCGGAGCGGGGCCUCCUGGUGUCGUGGGACCCCCCCGGCGAGCCUGACGCCCGGCCGGUCGAGCGCUACAGCCUCGGCUACGGGACGUCCAUGAAGUCCCUGCGUUACCUCAGAGUGGACGGGAGCAGGAGGUCCCAAAUACUGGAGGAUGUAGAGCCUGGCGUUCUGCACUUCCUGAAAAUGGCCGCCGAGAACAGCGAGGGGAUGAGCAAGCCGGUGUACCGCGCCGAGACUCCCACCGGAGGACGGCUGGCGAAACUGGACGGCUUUGCAGUUGGGCGGUCGCUGCCUGCGAAUGCAUCGGUGGCAGAGAGGCGGGUGCCCAGCAGGACGGUGAGGGUGCCGGAGCGAGUCGUGGAGCAGCGGAGGCCUCCCCACGACUCGGGGGCGGUGCAGCCCGAACGGGAGCGGGGCUUCCUGCUGGGCCUGGCGCAGAACGACCGCAGGACGGGAGAAACGAGGAGGCCCAGCACCUCCCUGCAGGCCGAACAGAGGAGGCCCAGCACCUCCCUGCAGGCCGAACAGAGGAGGCCCAGCACCUCCCUGCAGGAGGACCGGAGGAGGCCCAGUGCCCCCGUACAGGCUGAACAGAGGAGCCCUAGAAGGCGAAACCUUGCCUCUGAGUCCGUGUAUGUGGUAUCACUGCAGGCACAGAAAGCGCUUGGACAGAGCUCCCCCGUUCAAAAGGCUUUCACCAACAAAAAACCCCCCCCAGAUUCGGGGGAAAUUGCUGACGUGAAGGACAUAAGUGUCCGAGUCAUGUCCCCCCAGUCAGUGUUCGUCUCCUGGGUGGACCCUGAGGUGGAGAAGGAGAAGGCCGACAGCAACUCCAGGUACUACACUGUGAGGUACAGGGAGAAGGGGGAGUCCGCUCGGUGGGACUACAGGGAAACUACCCAGCGGCGCCUCCUGGUGGACACGCUCACCGCCGACAACAUGUAUGAGUUCUCCAUCCGGAUCUCCCAGGGCGACCGCACCAGCAAGUGGAGCGUCUCCGUCUUUCAGAGGACCCCUGAAUCCGCUCCGACGGGCGCCCCGGAGAACUUUAACGUGAAGCCGCUGAGGGGCAAAGGCACCGCUGUCACGGCAACCUGGGAGCCGCCGGAGGAGCCCAACGGCCGGAUCAGAGAGUACAUCGUCUCCUACGCUCCGGCCCUGAAGCCGUUUGGGGCGAAGACGGUGACGGUGCGCGGGAGCGGCACGUCCGCCGUGGUGGAAGGCCUGCAGCCCGGCGAGCGCUACAUCUUCAAGAUCCGCGCCGUCAACCGGAGGGGCCAGGGCCCCCAGAGCAAGGCCUUCAGCGUCGCCAUGCCAGCAACCAGUAGUGCUGCCUCAGCAUCGUCCCACCACUCUAGGAGUCAAGGUUUAUCCAGGCCUUCCAGACCCUAUCUCAGGAAGGACACCCGUGUGGCCUCGGAGGAGGACUCAGAGGAGGAGGAUGAGGAGGAGACCCGGUCCUACCACAGCGUCUUCUCCUCGGUGCGGUCGCCCGUUCGCACUCGGGGCGGCUCGCGGACCCCGCAGGCCAGCGAGCGGGCGCAGGAGACGCUGGAGGAGGAGAAAGAGGAAGAGGCGGUGGAGGAAGAGCAGGAACAGAGGCCCACAGAGGCCGCCAAGAAGGAGGACGCCGCCGUCUCCUACCCUGAGAAGAAGGACUCGUACGACCAGGGUGUCGCCGAGCCCAAACCGGCGCCUAAAGAGCCCUCUCCACAGCCCGGCGGUAACGGCGGAGGUCCCGUCCUGCCGAACCGCUACCCGGGUCGGAGGAAGCCGGGGGUUCUGACCCGGGGGAAACUGGGCAGGUUCCAGAACGGCCAGCGCAAGCCUGGGUCCAACCAGUCCACCCUACCCUCCGCCACGGGGGCCCACACCCGGCCCGAGGAAGAGGAGGAGACAGAGGAGACGCCGACCCCUACCCCUCGACCCACCACCACCACCACCACAGCCACCACCACCACCACCACUACUGCCACCACCACUACUACCACCUCUCGACCAGCGCCCCCCGCCCUGGCCCCCUCCGUCCAGAACCGGCAGCUGAGGCCAGGUUCCGGGGGCAGGGGGGUCCCCCGGCAGGGCGGCAGGGUCCUGACCAGCCGGGAGUCGUCCCUGGCCUCCGUCGGAGCCCAAACCCCCCAGAUCAAACAGCCGGUCGCGUCGCUUCCGGACGUCUCCGUCUCCCAGGACACGUCCUCCUACAACCCCGUCCCGAAGAGCCCCGCGACGAAGGACGACUACAAGGAGGCUUACGGGAAGAACGCCGACAAAAUCGUCGCAACCGUCCCGCCGAAGCCGGCGACCUCCCGGCCCGAGCUGAGCGAAAACGACAGCAUCGAGAGGGACUCCGUGCCCGAGCGGCCCAGGGUCCCCACGGCCCCCCGCCGCCCCGUUAUCGGCCCCAACGGGCGCCUGCGGUACCCCAACCUCGCAAACCGCCAGGUGGGGUCCAGGACUCGCUUCCCCGGCCGCACGGCGGGGAAAGUGAUCAACGGCGGCUCAAAGCCCAGCUACGAACAAGGCAAAAACGGACGUCCAAAUCUCACAGCAACCAACGGCAACGCCAAACCGGCAUCGGGUCGCCGGUUCAUCACCAGUCCUGAAGGACUCAAAUGGAUAGUGGACCUGGACAAAGGUCUUCUGAUGAACGAGAACGGGAGGAUUCUGCAGGACUCCCAGGGGAAACCUCGCAGGGUCAUCCUGGGGGAGGAUGGACGCACCAUUUUCGACGACCAGGGGAGUCCGCUGGUGAACUCGGAGGGCCUGGCGCUGUUCGGACACGGACGGGACAGUAGGCCGGUGGUCAACCCCAAAGACAAGUUCUUCACCAUGGGAGGGAAGCAAAUCGUGGGCUUGGACCGCCCCACGCCGAAGACGACGACGACGACCACCACCACCAUCGCCCCGACGACGGCCAUGACAACUACAGCUCCUACUACCACACCUGAGCCCACGACGCUACCGACCACCACGGAGCUGAUCACGGAGGAGCCUGUGACCUCGCCCCACGUCCCCGCCUGUCCGCCUGGGACCUACCCCCGGAUGGACGACCAGGGCUUCCCCAUGUUCGACGACGAAGGCAUACUCAACUGUUACUCCGAGGAAGGGUCGUCAGGGAUGGGGAUGGACCCCAUGGUUACGGUCGCCAUGGCGACCGACAGGGCUGACGCUUUAGCUAUUGAAGAAGAGAACUUUGUCAUCCAGACAACGUUGCCCCCGACAACCACAGCGCUGAUGACACAGCCAGUCGCCAGGGGCAACUCUGGCCCCUCCUCCGAGUUCGAUGCUGCUGGAAAGAAGCGGUUCACAGCCCCGUACGUGAACUACAUCCGGAAAGAUCCGGGGGCGCCCUGCUCCCUGACGGAGGCGCUGGAGUACUUGCAGAUGGACGUGCUGGAGAACCUAAUCGAGCAGGACAGCGUGCUCACGGGGCGACCGCCCAAACACAAACCUCACAACUUCACCGUGGUUGCCAUGGAGGGCUGCCACUCCUUCGUCAUCCUGGACUGGGCCCGGCCGCUGAAGGACGACAUGGUGUCAGGCUACAAGGUUCACAGCGCUUCCUACGACGACGUCCUGAAUAACCGGUGGUCUUCCAGAUCCUCGACAGGCACACACCUGUCCGUGGAGAACCUGAAGCCCAACGCAAGAUAUUACUUCAAAGUUCAAGCAAAGAACGUAUUUGGACUCGGCCCACUCAGUGAAACGAUCACAUAUGUCACAGAGUCAGACGACCCUCUACUUAUCGACAGGCCCCCCGGAGGGGAACCCAUCUGGGUGCCGUUCACCUUCAAGUAUAACCCGGCCCACAGCGUGUGCAAGGGCAGCCAGUUCGUCAAGCGCACCUGGUACAAGAAGUUUGUCGGGGUCGUCCUGUGCAACUCGCUGCGGUACAAGAUCUUCAUGGGCGAGGGACUCAAAGACACGUUCUACAGUAUUGGAGACACCUUCGGCUAUGGUGAAGACCACUGCCAAUUUGUUGAUUCUUACAUGGCAGGAAGAACUGGGCCCCAGAGUCUUUCCGCCUAUCUGCCAACUGCUCAAGGUUACUACCGGGCGUACCGCCAGGAGCCGGUGUUGUUCGGACCCAUCGGUCGGAACACGGCGCACAACUUCGUGGGCUGGUACGAGUGUGGAGUCCCCAUCCCGGGGAAGUGGUAACAGCGUUCCGGCGGGAGUGUGAGAAUUUGCCGGAAAAAAAAACACGGGACUUUGCUCGAUCCUGCUGAGCGCAUCUCGAAUCACGGAGAGAUGAACUGUCACACACGUCAGCAAACAUACAACAUAUACUGCUUCGGAUGAAGAGAAUAUAAUACUUGUUUCGUUUUUUUUAUAUUCUAAAUUCUUUGUAACCAUGUUUGUGCACUUUUUUUUUUUUAAGCAGUCUGUAUAUUGGGAAAAGCAUGUGUGCUUAGCUCAGAUAACCGUUGUCUUCCGGAUCUGAAAAAUAACAUGUUGACUAAAUAGUUUUGACAUUGCACUCAAGGUAGUCUCUCAAACCUUGUUUUUUUUUUUUUACAAUGAAACCAAGAUCAAACACAUUUUUUAAAUGCAAAAACAUAAACAGAUGAACGAAGACUGUACUUCUUGCCUGAUGUGGCAGUUUGUGAGUCUGGUAUAUACUUUUUAAAAACACUUUUAUUAAUUCAUGUUUUUUUUAUACACAGAAUGAGGUUUUAUUUUGAUCAGGUUUUGUCUGAAUGAGGUCAGAGAAUACAAUGACAUAUACACUCAGUGACCACUUUAUACCUGUACACCAGCUCGGAAUCAGCCAAUCAUGUGGCAGCAACUCAAUGCAUGAAAGCAUGCAGGUAUGGUCAAGAGGUUCAGUUGUUGUUCAGACCAAACAUCAAAAUACGGAACAAAUGGGAUGUACAGUAAGUGACUUUGACUGUGGAAUGAUUGUUGGUGCUAGACAGGGUGGUUUGAUUAUCUCACAAACUGCUGAUCUCCUGUGAUUUUCACAUACAACAGUCCCUAGAGUAUACCGAGAAUGGUGUGAAAAACAAAAAGCAUCAAGUGAAUGGCAGUUCUGUGGGCAAAAAUGCCUUGUUAAUGAGAGAGGUCAGAGGAGAAGGACCAGACUGGUUCAAGAUCCCCUUGAAGUGGAUGGGAUAAAGCAGCAGAAGACCAAUACGUUUAAAAAGUAAAAUAAUUAAGUGCUCAGUGAGUGUAGAGUCACAUUUGUCUCAGGAGCAAGAAGAAAGCAGUAAAACAGUGCUAAUCAAAACCACUAACAAUCACACCAGCCAUCUUUUAAAAUGUAUAGCUGAGUUUAUUUUAAAUGUCUGUUUUCAACAGGUUAACGUGUCUGGCGUGACUGAAUUGUCAAAAUAAAGUACACACCACAAACUUUUAACCAAGUGCACUUGCUUUGAAAUAUUAAUAUUUUCACUAUUGUUUAUGUAAAAGUGUGUUUUUUAUUUAUUCUCACUGAGCUGCGCAGAAGGUACCUGUAUAUCCAUUCGGUUUCCGUUUCCGUUGACUUCCUGUAAUGAUCAGAAAAUGUUUUUGAAUAAAUAAACAUCAGGGAGGUUCUGAGGCGACAA